AUGCCAUGCCAUGGUUUACGCUCACGAUUCCGGUCACGGAGCCGUGGAAGUCGAUCGCGUAGUAUCGCAAAAAGGCGUUAUACGCGAUACAUUUCAAGGUCACCCACGCGAACACGUCGACGUAGCCGCCGUUAUCGUACACCGUCAACCACGCUGUAUAGAAUGUAUUGGAUGGCAGAUAGCAGAAGACGAUUAAGACCUCGUAGAUCAAGCCGACGUAGAUUAACCCCAAGUAGAUCACGUCGUUCUUCUCGCUCACGUAGUCGCCGUUCAUACUCACGACGCUCACGCUCUCCUUACUGGUAUCGUCGUACCCGCCAAUCGAGUCCUCGUCGUCGUCGACGUCUUCGUCGUUCUAUGUCUGUUCGACAACGACGACGUCGUCAAAUACCUUCGAUCGAAUGGCUUGUACGUAGACGACGACGUUAA
This is a messenger RNA of Loa loa (African eye worm), 429 nucleotides long. RefSeq lists its product as hypothetical. The coding region runs from base 1 to 429 and encodes 142 amino acids. The record is from RefSeq and is a predicted model, not a curated record. NCBI's taxonomy places the organism in Eukaryota, Metazoa, Nematoda, Chromadorea, Rhabditida, Onchocercidae. The transcript has a single exon.